AAGAUGAACAAAUACUCAUUUCACUCCUCUCCUCCACUCCCACUUUCACUUCUCCAAAUCUUCCAAUUUCAUGGACUCAAUCUUCUCUCCAAAACCUCACACGCUUUCUUUAAUUUCUUGCUCUCCAAUCUCAUCUUCUCUCAUUCCUCGCCGCCACCAAUGCCUUUCCGGUUCUAUCCAGAAUAAUUUACGGUCCCCUGGCCUUCUUCGCUUGCGGAGGAAAUGCCGAAAUAUUGGCUUUCAAUUCAGCGCUCAUUCUUCGCGAUUUGUCCUCAGAGCUUCUCUUGAUUCGCAAUCGGUUGUGGUUGUUGCUGCCGUUGUCACUAUCUCUGCUCUUACAAUCAUCUUUUUUGAAUUUUCCAAACGAAAUGCCAAUAUUAAGGAGAUUUCAGCUGAGCUAACUCUUGCUUUGCGGCGACAAAUAAGACAUGUGAUGAACUGGUUUCCACGUCAUGUAUUUGCUCUUAUAAACAUACAGGAGGAGAAAUCCAUCGAAACUCCAAUGAAGGAAGUAUCCAAAGUCAGCAAUGAGCGUGAGAAUGGGGGGACUGAUGUGCAACUAGGUGGAACCUAUUUGAUGCAAACCGUCAUUACCAACAAAAUUGAGUCUGCAGAUGCUAAUCAGAUGGCUUCUAGUUCCGGUGGAUCUUUGACCUUAGGAGCACCUGGAUCUAACACACAUGCUGAAUCAGAUGUAAUACCAUCAUCUUUUGUGGCAGAGUUGCACAACAAUUAUCUGCAGGAACAUCUACAGGGAACUAAAACGAGUAACAGAUUGACUACAGAGGAAGUCAGUUCAGAGCAUAGUGUUGGUUUGUUUCCUGCAAUCAACAUAGAUAAAGGAAUUGAAGAAACCAAGAAAACAGACCAUGCACUCAUGGUGGACGGCGGACUUAAGAUAGCCCAUAAACAUGUUGCAGAGGAUGAAGUUAGUAUCCAUAAUCUUAUUUUCAGGGAUUCUGCACGCAAAGAGUUGUACUCGUUCUUUGAGGCAUCUACCAAAAAUCUAAAUGGUCAAAAAGCAUUGACUUCUCAUGCUUCCGGUGAACGCAUUAGUGUCUUUUCACACACCUCAAAAGUUUCUUCAAUACAAGCAGAGGAUUUUAAGGAGAAAAGGCCUCAUGGAUGUUAUAAAGAAGGACCAUUCAAUAACAAGGACAUUGGGAAAAGAAAGCACCAUUUCACUAAGAAGGAAAAGAGCAUUCUAUUGGACAAUGGUAACACAAAGCAGUUUCCGAUUCCUAAUCCAAAGGGGAUCCAAGUGUGUGAUGGACCUCAACCAUCCGAUCAAUUCAGAGCUUAUCGCCAUUUCCUCAGAGAGGGCAGGUUGAUGGACUGCAUAGAAAGGCUUGACAAUAUGGAAAGGCACGGUUCAUUGAAUAUGGAUAAAGUGUAUCAUGCUGGUUUCUUCCAAGCCUGUAAAAGUCAAAAGGCGGUGAAGGAAGCUUUCCGUUUCACCAAGCUUAUCCAAAAUCCAACUCUAAGCACAUUCAAUAUGCUCUUGUCUGUAUGUGCAAGCUCACGGGAUUUGGAGGGUGCUUUUCGAGUGCUUCAACUUGUCCGUGAAACUGGACUGAAACCUGAUUGCAAGCUCUACACUACUCUUAUAUCAACUUGUGCAAAAGCUGGGAAAGUUGAUACCAUGUUUGAGGUUUUUCAUGAAAUGGUCAAUGCUGGAGUUGAACCAAAUGUUAAUACAUAUGGUGCACUUAUUGAUGGGUGUGCUAAAGCUGGACAAGUUGCAAAGGCCUUCGGUGCCUAUGGUAUAAUGAGAUCUAAGAAUGUGAAGCCAGAUCGUGUUGUAUUCAAUGCUCUUAUCACAGCUUGUGGUCAAUCAGGAGCAGUGGAUCGUGCAUUUGAUGUCUUAUCUGAGAUGAAAGCAGAAGCACGACCAAUAGAACCUGAUCAGAUUACUAUUGGGGCUUUGAUGAAGGCAUGUGCAAAUGCCGGUCAGGUUGAUCGAGCUCUGGAUGUUUACCGUAUGAUUGAUAAAUAUGAUAUCAAGGGCACAGCAGAGGUUUACACGAUUGCUGUAAAUUGUUGUAGUCAAAAUGAUAACUGGGAUUUUGCGCGCAGCAUUUAUGAUGACAUGACUAGAAAAGGUGUUUAUCCAGAUGAGAUGUUUAUCAGUGCGCUGGUAGAUGUGGCAGGGCACGCUGGUAAGUUGGAUGCUGCAUUUGAUGUUCUAGAAGAAGCCAGGACUAAAGGCAUAAAUGUGGGAUCUAUGUCAUAUAGCUCAUUGAUGGGAGCCUGUAGUAAUGCAAAGAACUGGCAGAAGGCACUAGAAUUGUAUGAGGAUAUUAAAGGCGUCAAGUUAAAACCAACCGUUUCAAUGAUGAAUGCAUUGGUAACUGCAUUAUGUGAUGCCGAUCAAUAUCAGAAGGCUCUGGAAAUUUUUUCUGAAAUGAAGAGAGUGGACCUAUGCCCUAACACCAUUACAUACUCCACUCUGUUAGUGGCAAGUGAAAAAAAGGAUGACUUGGAUAUUGGCCUCAUGCUUCUUUCUCAUGCUAAAAAGGAUGGCGUUUCCCCAAACCUUGUUAUGUGCAGAUGUCUUCUUGCUAUGUGCUUAAGAAGAUUCCAGAAAGCUUGUACACUUGGUGAGCCUGUCUUGUCUUAUAACUCUGGUCGCCUGCAGCUUGACAGUAAAUGGACAUCGUUGGCCUUAAUGAUCUACAGGGAAACAAUUGCAGCUGGUGUGGUGCCCACAAUGGAUGAGCUAUCACUAGUUCUGGGUUGCCUACAGCUUCCUCGCGAUGCAUCACUGAAAGAAAGACUUAUUGAGAAUCUAGGAUUAACUGUUGAAACGUCAAAGGGCUCAAACCUGUGCUCUUUGAUUGAUGGAUUUGGUGAAUAUGAUCCCCGUGCCUUUUCAUUGCUUGAGGAGGCAGCUUCACUUGGGACCAUCCCUUUGACUUCUUUAAAAGGAAAUCCUGUUGCUGUCGAUGCGAGGAAUUUGCACAUUCAUACAGCUCAGGUAUAUCUUUUGACUGUCCUAAAGGGUCUCAAGCAUCGUCUGGCUGCAGGUGCAAAAAUACCAAACAUAUCCAUUCUACUCCCUGUAGAGCAGUCACAUAUUCAGACACCCACUGGCGAGAAAACAAUUAAGAUUGCUGGAAGGAUUAACCGGGCAGUUGCAGCACUUUUGAGGAGGCUUGGCUUGCCUUAUCAAGGGAAUGAAUCAUAUGGGAAGAUUCGAAUCAAUGGUGUUAUUGUGAAAAGGUGGUUCCAGCCGAAGCUCGAAUCCCCUUUCAGUUGGGAACAGACAAAUCUGAGCUUCUCCCAGACACGGCUAAGAAAAGGAAUAAGCCAUCAGCAGCGUAAUAUUCGAACAAGCAAUUUGUCCUUAGAUUAGGAGACAUACAAGGAGGCUAAUAAAAACUAGGUAUCACAUUUUCUUAAUUACUUGAUGCUCUGGUUUAUCACCAUGAUACAAGAGAGUGCUGUAGCUGCCAGUUGACAUUUUAAGGGAACUUGGAGAACUGGCUUGGUACCGUUUCUUGAUGCUGGAGGAGAAAGAAGCAAGAAAAAAGCAUCCAAACUGAGGGAGCCCUUGUACUGCAAUCCGUGCUCGUCAAUUUUGGACCAAGUAUUUAUACAUGAUGAUCAUAUGAAGUGCCACUGUGUUGUUCAUGUGCAGUUUUGUAAUAUUGAGUCGGGCUAUGAUGAUUAGUCAUAUGUGGCUGUUUGAGAUAGACGAGUAAAUGUUAUCAAAUCAAUAUAUAAAUAAAUAAAUUAUAUAGGGAUCUUUUUUUCCA
Molecule: messenger RNA, 3758 nt
Organism: Nicotiana tabacum (common tobacco)
Lineage: Eukaryota; Viridiplantae; Streptophyta; Magnoliopsida; Solanales; Solanaceae
Source: RefSeq, a predicted model, not a curated record